This is a messenger RNA of Manis pentadactyla (Chinese pangolin), 10676 nucleotides long. RefSeq names its product A-kinase anchoring protein 6 (gene AKAP6). The coding region runs from base 450 to 7394 and encodes 2314 amino acids. Lineage: Eukaryota; Metazoa; Chordata; Mammalia; Pholidota; Manidae. Gene Ontology annotation, cellular component: sarcoplasmic reticulum; perinuclear region of cytoplasm. Gene Ontology annotation, molecular function: transmembrane transporter binding; protein kinase A binding. The record is from RefSeq and is a predicted model, not a curated record. The transcript is spliced from 16 exons.
ACGCGCUGUGGCGGGGCGGUCCUCUUGUUGGGAGGGCAGGGCGAUAGGAUGCCGCAGUUGGGAGUUUGUUGUUUCCCACUUACACUCUCUCUGAUGAAUAUUUUUUAAAAAGUAACCACCCAGCGGUAUCACACGUCGAAAAGUUAAGGGCUUCCGUAUUGUCUCAGGCUCCACUGGAAAUGCAGCAAGGAUUCCUAGCACAUCCCAGUUGCUAUAGCAACAGCAGUCUUUCCCAUAAUGAGCUGCAUCAUCUGAACUGAUGUCACAGCAUCAUGCAGCAGGUCAAACAAGGCAUCUCCUAGUAUUGCAUCCUACAGAUGUGCUGUAAACAUCAAAAGCAGACGGUGGGAGCAGGAGAUGAGUUGCCUGAAGAAGGUCUGGGACACCUGAGGUAGCUUUAUAUCUUUCCUACAAGCUGUUUUGGAAAGAAGUAAGGAUUAGACUUCUCCAUGUUAACCAUGAGUGUGACACUUUCCCCACUGAGGUCACAGGAUCUGGAUCCCAUGGCUACUGAUGCUUCACCCAUGGCCAUCAACUUGACCCCCACUGUGGAGCAGGGUGAGGGAGAAGAGGUGAUGAAGGAUAUGGAUUCUGACCAGCAGUAUGACAAGCCACCCCCACUGCAUACAGGGGCCGACUGGAAGAUUGUCCUCCAUUUACCUGAAAUUGAGACCUGGCUCCGGAUGACUUCAGAGAGGGUCCGGGACCUAACCUAUUCAGUCCAGCAGGACUCAGACAGCAAGCAUGUGGAUGUGCAUUUAGUUCAACUGAAGGACAUUUGUGAAGAUAUUUCUGAUCAUGUUGAGCAAAUCCAUGCCCUCCUUGAAACAGAGUUCUCCCUGAAGCUGCUGUCCUACUCUGUCAGUGUGAUAGUGGACAUCCACACGGUGCAGCUCCUCUGGCACCAGCUCCGAGUCUCUGUCCUGGUUCUGCGGGAGCGUAUUCUGCAAGGUCUACAGGAUGCCAAUGGAAACUACACCAGGCAGACCGACAUUCUGCAAGCUUUCUCUGAAGAGACAAAGGAGGGCCGACUUGAUUCUCUAACAGAAGUGGAUGACUCAGGACAGUUAACUAUCAAAUGCUCUCAAAAUUACUUGUCUCUGGAUUGUGGAAUUACUGCUUUUGAGCUGUCUGACUAUAGUCCAAGUGAGGAUCUGCUUGGUGGCCUGGGUGACAUGACCUCUAGUCAGGUCAAAACCAAACCCUUUGACUCCUGGAGCUACAGUGAGAUGGAAAAGGAGUUCCCAGAGCUUAUCCGAAGUGUUGGGUUGCUUACGGUAGCUACUGACCCUCUCCCUUCCAACUGCACUGAAGCGAUUAGAGAGGAGGCAUCUCACAUAUCUCCCUCAGCAGAUGACAAAGGUGGAUGUGAGGAAAACAAUGCUUCCACAGUCAAGGAACAACCAGGCCUAGCUCCAGGGACAUCUCUGUCAUCUUCGGGGACAGCUCUGUCAAAUGCAGUUCAACCCUCUUCUGAGACUGGGAAGCAAGAAUACAACUCCUCCUCCCAACUUGGGGCAAAGAACCAACAGCCUUUUCCUUGUGAAAAUGCAACCCCCAAGCGAUCCAUUAGAGAUUGCUUAAAUUAUAACGAGGACUCUCCCACGCAGCCCACGUCACCAAAAAGAGGGCUUUUCCUUAAAGAGGAAGCUUUUAAGAAUAAUCUGAAAGGCACUGAUGGGAAGAAGCAAAUGGUUGAUCUCAAGCCUGAGAUGAGCAGAAGCACCCCUUCGCUGGUGGACCCUCCUGACCGGUCAAAGCUGUGGCUGGUGUUACAGUCUUCCUACCCCAAGAGCCUGGCUGCUGCCAGCCAGUCAUAUGAGUGUUUGCACAAGGUGGGCAAUGGGAAUCUUGAAAACACAGUCAAAAGUCAUGUUAAGGAAAUCUCCUCCAGCCUGGGAAGGCUUAAGGACUGCCAUAAAGAGAAGCCUCAACUUAAAAUGCCACACAAGUCCCCAGAGGAGGUGUCUUUGUGCCAAACACCUAAACAGGGAACCAGUUCAGGCAAGCAAGCUGAAAAUAAGAGGAGCUCAGUAGUGCCGAAUGGAAUUCCUUCGGGUACUUCCAAAGCCAUAGAGGGGCCAGAAACGGAUUCUGCUUCUACAUCCUCCCUUGAGCCAUGUAAUCAGAGAAGUUGGAGUGCCAAAUUGCCAGUGCAGUCAGAAAUAUCCAGUUCACCACCUUUCACUCAAAGCAGCGAAUCGUCUGUCGGCUCAGACAGCAUCAUGUCUCCAGUACCCCUUCUUUCAAGGCACAAAACCAAAAAGAGUUACUCCUCCUCCCCAAGUCACGUUGCCAGGAAUGGUCAGGUUGUGGAGGCCUGGUAUGGUUCCGAUGAAUACCUAGCACUGCCUUCUCACCUUAAGCAGACAGAAGUAUUAGCUUUGAAGUUGGAAAACCUAACAAAGCUUCUGCCUCAGAAACCCAGAGGAGAAACUAUUCAGAAUAUUGAUGACUGGGAACUGUCAGAAAUGAAUUCAGAUUCUGAGAUCUGUCCAACAUACCAAGUCAAGAAGAAGCAUACAAAGCUAGGAAGGGUGUCUCCAAGCUCCUCCAGUGACAUAGCCUCUUCGCUGGGGGAGAGCAUCGAAUCUGGGCCCCUGAGUGACAUUCUUUCUGAUGAGGAGUUGUGUAUGCCUCACUCUGGCAUGAAAAAAUACACUGAUGAGAAGGCGGAGAGAGCUUCAUCCUCUGAGAAAAAUGAGAGCCAUUCUGCUGCAAAAUCUGCUUUAAUUCAGAAACUGAUGCAAGAUAUUCAACACCAGGACAACUAUGAAGCCAUAUGGGAAAAAAUAGAGGGGUUUGUAAACAAGCUGGAUGAAUUCAUUCAAUGGUUAAAUGAAGCCAUGGAAACUACUGAGAAUUGGACACCCCCUAAAGCAGAGACGGAUGGCCUUAAACUGUACCUGGAGACACACUUGAGUUUUAAGUUGAAUGUAGACAGUCACUGUGCUCUCAAGGAAGCUGUGGAGGAGGAAGGACACCAACUUCUCGAGCUUAUUGCAUCUCCCAAAGCAGGACUGAAGGACAUGCUGCGGAUGGUUGCCAGUCAGUGGAAGGAGCUGCAGAGGCAAAUCAAACGACAGCACAGCUGGAUUCUCCGGGCUCUGGACGCCAUCAAAGCUGGGCUGCUCGCUACUGAUGUGUCUGUGGCGGGCGAAGGCACGGGAAGCCCCAAGGCUGAGGUUCAGCUAUGCUACCUGGAAGCACAAAGAGAUGCUGUUGAGCAGAUGUCCCUCAAGCUCUACAGUGAGCAGUAUACCAGCAGGAGCAAGAGGAAAGAAGAGUUUGCUGAUAUGUCGAAAGUUCAUGCAGUGGGAGGCGAUGGGCUUCUGGACUUUGAUUCAGAAUAUCAGGAGCUCUGGGAUUGGCUGAUUGACAUGGAGUCCCUGGUGAUGGACAGCCAUGACCUGAUGAUGUCAGAGGAUCAGCAGCAGCAUCUUUACAAGCGAUACAGUGUGGAAAUGUCCAUCAGGGACCUGAAAAAGAUGGAGCUGCUUAGUAAGGUUGAAGCUUUGAAGAAAGGUGGCGUUUUACUACCAAAUGAUCUCCUUGAAAAAGUGGAUUCAAUUAAUGAAAAAUGGGAACUGCUUGGGAAAACCUUAGGAGAGAAGACCCAGGACACAACGGCGGGGCACAGUGGGUCAGGUCCCCGUGACCUGCUCUCUCCUGAGAGCGGAAGCCUGGUAAGGCAGCUGGAGGUCAGGAUCAAAGAACUGAAAGGGUGGCUAAGAGAUACAGAGCUCUUCAUCUUCAAUUCCUGUCUGAGACAAGAAAAGGAAGGAACAAUGAAUGCUGAGAAACAACUGCAAUACUUUAAGUCCCUCUGUUGUGAAAUCAAGAAGCGGCGUCGAGGUGUGGCCUCCAUCCUGCGAUUAUGCCAGCAUCUUCUGGAUGACCGGGAGACCUGCAACCUGAAUGCAGACCACCAGCCCAUGCAGUUGAUCAUCGUGAAUCUUGAAAGAAGGUGGGAGGCCAUUGUCAUGCAAGCUGUCCAGUGGCAAACACGGCUACAAAAGAAGAUGGGAAAAGAGUCUGAGAUUUUGAAUGUGAUUGAUCCUGGCUUGAUGGACCUAAAUGGGAUGAGUGAGGAUGCCCUGGAAUGGGAUGAAACUGACAUAAGUAAUAAAUUAAUUAGUUUUAAUGAAGAAUCAAAUGACCUUGAUCAAGAACCCCAACCUGUCAUGCUUGAAGAGGCAGGUAGUGAGCAUCCUGGUUGUGAAGAAAAGACAGAUGACCAUGGGGGAGCUCAUUAUGCCUCAAGUGUUACUGCUCCCUCCAGCCCACACAUUUACCAAGUAUACAGCCUCCACAAUGUUGAACUCUAUGAGGACAACCACAUGCCAUUCCUGAAAAGCAAUCCAAAGUUCAGCAGCAUGACACAGCCUAGUGUUUUAACUAAGAGUCUCAGCAAAGAUUCUUCAUUUUCAUCCACCAAAUCUUUGCCAGAUCUUCUAGGGGGUUCCAAUUUGGUGAAGCCCUGCCCAUGCCAUGAAGGAGACACGAGCCAGAAUUCAGGCAGUGAGAGUGGAAUCGUCAGUGAAGGAGAUACUGAAACCACUACUAACUCAGAAAUGUGCUUGCUCAGUGUGGUAGAUGGAUCCCCAAGUAAUCCUGGAACUGAACAUCUGGACCCACAAAUGGGAGAUGCAGUUAAUGUGUUAAAGCAAAAAUUUAAAGAUGAGGAGGAACCCAUUAAGCUUCCAAAUAGCUCUCAGUCAUCCAUCUCACCAGUGGGUUGUGUAAAUGGAAAAGUUGGAGAUUUAGACAGUAUUACCAAACAUACCACUGAUUGUUUGGGAGAAGAAUUACAAGGAAAACAUGAUUUGUUUACAUUUUAUGAUUACUCUUACCUCCAAGGCUCAAAACUCAAAUUACCAAUGAUAAUGAAACGGUCACAAAGUGAAAAGGCCCAUGUGGAGGAUCCCCUGCUUCAUGGUUUUUAUUUUGAUAAAAAAUCCUGUAAAUCUAAACAUCAGGCUGCAGAGUUACAACCAGAUGUGCCUCCCCAUGAAAAGAUUUUGGCAAGUGCAUCCCAUGAAAUGGAUCGCACUUCAUAUAAAAGUGGUGAUGUAGAGAAGACGUUCAUUGGUGUGCAGAAUGCCAAACAGCUUUCCCUUUUAUCUCAUAGUUCGUCUAUUGAGUCCCUUUCUCCAGGGGGGGAUUUAUUUGGAUUUGGCAUCUUUAAAAAUGGCAGUGACAGCCUCCAGCGAAGCACGUCUUUAGAAAGUUGGUUGACAUCCUAUAAAAGCAAUGAAGAUCUUUUUAGCUGUCACAGCUCUGGGGACAUAAGUGUGAGCAGUGGCUCAGUUGGUGAACUGAGCAAAAGGACAUUAGAUCUCUUGAAUCGUUUGGAGAAUAUCCAGAGCCCCUCAGAGCAAAAAUUAAAGCGAAGUGUUUCUGAUAUCACUCUACAAAGCGGUUCCCAAAAGAUGGCCUUUACUGGCCAGCUGUCAUUAGACAGAGCAUCCUCAAUCAAUGAAGACUCGCCAGCAUCUCUUACAGAACUUAGCAGCAGUGAUGAGCUCUCUCUUUGCUCAGAAGAUAUCGUGUUACACAAGAACAAGAUCCCAGAAUCGAAUGCGUCAUUCAGGAAGCGCCUGACUCGUUCGGUGGCUGAUGAAAGUGAUGUCAACGUCAGCAUGAUAGUCAAUGUCUCCUGUACCUCGGCAUGCACUGAUGAUGAGGAUGACAGCGACCUCCUCUCCAGCUCCACCCUCACCUUGACAGAAGAAGAGCUGUGCAUCAAGGAUGAGGAUGAUGACUCCAGUAUUGCAACAGAUGAUGAAAUUUAUGAAGAAUGCAACUUGAUGUCAGGGCUGGACUAUAUAAAGAAUGAAUUGCAGACCUGGAUUAGACCAAAGUUUUCCCUGACAAGAGAUAAGAGAAAGUAUAAUCUCAGUGAUGAAAUAAAGGGCAGCAAGGAUGUAAGUAGUAAGGAGAUGACCAACCCCUCUGAAACCUUGAACAUUGAGGCCCUUUUAAAUGGUUCCAUAAAAUGUCUCUCUGAAAAUAAUGGAAAUGGUAAGAAUUUAUCCCACACCCAUGAGUUAGGGACAAAAGGUGACAAUAAGAAAAAUAUUUUCAAGGUUAACAACGAUCCACAUGUGGCUGACUUGGAAAAUGGCAAUAUUGAAACUACUCCAGAAAGGCAGAAGGAUAAACUGAAUGAGAUUUCAAAGGAACCAGAAAAUCUUGGCUCAGCUGGGAAAAAUAUUUCAGCGCAUUGUAAGUGUAAAGCACUUGUGGAUAGCUCAGAUGAUUCAGAUGUUGCUAGAAAGGAGUUUGUUCCCCAGAGUGUUAGACGUCUUCCAAAGAAAUGCGAAGCCCACCACCAUUUUGAAAAUCAAAGUGCUGCUUCUACUCCCACUGACAAGUCCUGCCCAGAACUGCCUUCAGAAGCCAGAGUCAUCAACAGACAGGGCUCCGGGGUACUGAAAUCCUCAUCUAAUGAUGCACCAGAUCCGGCUGGAAAAUCUGCUGGCAUCUGCCUGGCACUUGAACAAAAUGAAACAGAGGAAAAUAUUUGUAUCAGCGACAACAUUUCCUGUUGUGACUGUGAGCCAGAUAUUUUCCAUCAGAAAGAUGCUGAAGAUUGUUCAGUACAUGACUUUGUGAAGGAAAUUAUUGACAUGGCUUCAACAGCACUAAAAAGUAAAUCUCAGCCUGAAAAUGAGGCAGCUGCUCCUACUUCAUUAACUCAAAUCAAGGAGAAGGUGUUGGAACAUUCUCACCGGCCCAUCCAGCUAAGAAAAGGGGACUUUUAUUCCUACUUAUCUCUCUCCUCUCAUGACAGUGAUUGUGGGGAGGUCACCAGUUAUGUAGAAGAGAAGAGCAACACUCCAUUGCCCCUGGACGUUACUGAGUCUGGCUUAGAAGACAAGGAAGACACUGAAAGCUUCUUUGAGGCCUGUGUUGAGGAUGCCUCUGGUGGACAGGAGCCCUGUUUCUCCAGCGCACCUCCAAAUGAACGCACGGUUCCUGCAGAAGCUGCGCUGCCGCUGCAAGCAUCAGGCUCUUCUCAGCUCAGUGAUACUUCUUGCUUAGCUGGUGAUAUGGACAUGGUGGCUCUUUCCAGUGCUCCCCUGCAGAAGGAAUCUGAUGAUGGAAAGGAAGCGGAUGGUUUACCCCAACCUUCCGGUGUCCAUGGAGAAAGCUCAGAGUCAACUGCUCCGUCAGGGCUGGGCAGGGAAAAGGAGAGUUCGGAAAAUCAAGGUGACUCUGGAAUGCCAGUAGACCAUAAUGCUGCUUCAGCCAAAUGUAGAGUUCCAGGACUCUCCUCGAAGGCUAAGCAGCCGAAAGACAAGGCUAAAUUGCAUCCCAACCCCAAAACUUUAACCUGUGAAGGAAAUCUCCUAAACCAUGAAGAACAACAUAGGAACAUGCAUAGGUAGAUGUAACCCUCUCCACGCAUGAAAAUCAUCUCAUUGAAAGAUAAGCCUGGCUGCACCUCAGGGUGACCUCAUCCUCCUGCCCUGGGCUGGUCUCUGGUUCCAUCACGUCACUGCCAUUGAUGACACUGACCUCUCCCAAGAGGAAUCUUCCUUCCGAACGCAGUCUGUCCCCAUGAGCCUUCCGUUCUGGAUGUGUGCACUGGUUCCAUUUAGGUGAUCGAAGUUCAGCAGAGCUGCUUGUUCUCCCAUGGAUUCCUGUCCCAAGCUACCUCUAGCACCCCACUUCUCCAGUGAGACUUUUCUGUUUGCCUCUUCCCCUCCCCAUCUACUCUUUAAAGUUCUGCAGUUCACCAAAUUGACAGUCCAUUAAAUUCACCCAUCUGGAAUGACCCCCUGCCAGUACUUGGCCAAUUUCAUGUUUCAGUCUGGGUUGUUGUUGUUUUUGUGGUAUGAUGCCUAUGUUUAUUGAAAGAGGUUACCUACAAGGCCAACAUUUGAUUUGAUUGCAGCAUAGAGAAGAAGCACUGGCCCUUCUUUCAAAAUAAAGCAACUUUUAAAAGCACUAUUUUAUUUAUUUCAUUUUAAAAAUAAUAAUCUAUGCAGCACUUCAAGAAACAACUAUAUGGUGUUGUGUAUUAUAAACUGGUGACAUUCUACUAUUUAAUUAUGUAUAACAUUUUCAUUUUUUAUGCUUCUUGAGGUGGUAAUGAGAAAAAAGUUUUUUAAAAAAGUGUGCCUUGCUGUAUUUCUUAUACCAUUUAUUAAAAAGCUGCUUUCAUGGUAAAAUUAUGUUGGUUUGGAAGGAGGAAAUAGCAAGGUUAAGAUGUGUGAAUAAUUUCUGUAUAUAUGUAUAACCAACUACAAACAUUGAUGUAUAAUGACAGUAUAAAAUGCUUUCAUGUUUAUGAUGUCUAGUGAUGUGGAAAAUAUAAGCCUUAAAUCCACUAGAUUGCAUGGUAAUUAAAAUUGGCAUAAUAAACAAAGUUUAUUGAGGGAAAAGGAAAAACAGUGAUCUCUUCUACCUGUGUUCUUAACCCAAUGAUUGCAUCUGGUUCUGGAAAAAAACAAUAGUGUGGCAGUUUCCAAAAUGUCCAAAUUGCAUAAGGGGCUUAAUUUACUUAAACUGCACAUGAAGCCUUCACAAUUUGCGAAAGCUUUCUGAUCACUGUAAAAGUCUUGGAACACAAAUGAUUAAAUGCCAGUGCCCCAAACUGAUAAAAAUUUAACUUAUAUUAUUUAUUUCUACUUACCAUUAAUGGUUUAAUGUUGGAUUUCAGGAUACCUAGUAUGUCUCAUAUUUAUUUUACAUAAUUCUUUUGAAUAGGUUUAACAGAAAGAUGGUAGGAAAGUAUAGAAAAUUUGACUUUUGAUUUAGACUGUAGAUUGCAGACAUAUUUAUUUUGUGUAAAAGAAAUUAGCUGAGAAAUAUUCUGUUUGGUCUUUAUGGCUCUUAUUAAAUGCAGUUUUUAAUUUAUAUCCUAACACCUACUAAAGUGCCUGACACACAGUAGGUAUUCAAUAAAAACUUGCUGAAGUAUUGAAUUAGGCCAUAUGGAUGACAUCUGUAUUUUCAUUUUGAAAAACCUAUGCUAAAACAUGUACAUAGCUAGAAAAGAAGAUACCCAUAUAAAGCACAUAUGUAUGUGUUUUAUAAAAACAUGUAAUAUACUAUCAGUUUAUGUCAAAUUUCAAAAAGAAAUAAUGUGUGUUCAAACAAUCACAAAAAUGAUAUUCAUUCAAUUGAUAGUUCAUUAACACUUUUUAUCUGCAAGGACUGUGGUAAAUGGAGAGGAUGCAAUGAUGAACACAGGCCCCGCCCUCAGGAGGCUGACCUCCGUGACAGACCCCGUGAACACCCAGACGCGAGGCAGCAGGGGGUCCUGCAGGUGCAGAGCAGAGGACAGGGGCGGAAUAGGCACGAGGACAGAAGCAGCAAGGAGGGGCAAGGAGGAAGAAAAGGGCUAGAAGAGAGCAGAAAGUCAGAAAGCAGAAAACUAGUGACGCAUUAUCGCGGGGACAGUGGGAGAAAAGGUACAUUGGGAAGGCUUAAUGAAGGGCCUUUUUUAUGUAAUAUGCUGGGUAGUAAGGGAGACUGUAGAGUCUUUGUUUUGCACCUGAUUUCAUUUAUCGUGAGAAUUUUAUUAGUACCACACCAAGAACAUUUAAAAAAUACUAGUCUAUAAUUCUACCAUUUUCAUAACUAUUUGUAUUGUCAUGACCCUUCUAAUCUGUUCCAUACAGAUAUUUCUAAAUUGAUGAAUUUUUAUAGGCUUUUGAAUAAGUGGUAAUUUGCUCAAAAGAGGUUUUAGGCAGACAUUUAGUUUCGGUGUUAAGGCGAUUACAGGGGAAAGAGAGUAGAGAGAAAUGUCUCAUUAGGAGGCAGCUGUAGAAAAUAAACUAGGCUUGGGAUGAUACAGAGUACAUGGGGAUAGUGCCCUGGAAUGUACAGAAAGAACAAAUCCUGGAGUCUUUGAAAUACUUAACAGCAUUCUGGAUCUCUGUUGAGGUAUGGUAUUAUUUUAUAUAUGAAACAACCUUAAUUUUCCUUGUAUAGUAAUUAAUGCCAAGUCUGUCUAUUGGCAAAACGUUUAAAGAAUUGACUAUGAUGGUCUAUUUACCUGUUGUAUGUUUAUUCAAGACCUUGAGGUAGUGAAAAUAUUUAUUAUCUACUUAGUGUUAACACUGAAUUUGUAGAACGAUUUUCAGGUUUAUUGAACCAUAAUUUUUCAGGUUGGAAGGGAUGGGAUAGCCUCAAUCUCUUGCUCUGUGUCGGCACUACCUCCCCAGGUACCCUUGAAAAUGGUCACACCUGUCUACACACUUCCAGUGACAGUGUUAAAGCAAGCUGUCCCACUGUUGGGUGUGUCUGUUUGUUAAAAGUUCUUUGUAAGGUUGCUAAAAUCUGCAUAGUGCUCCCCUCCCACCAUCCUUUAAUUUUGCUCACUGGUCCUAGUUCUGCCUUGAUGAGCAGCUCCUACCCCUUCUUUUUCAUGGCAACCCUGAAGAAAAUUGAGGCCAGUUACUUACCUUCUCCCAGCUUCUAUGAUUUCUAUUCUUGAAUUCUCUCAAAUGCCCUUCAUAUGUCAUGAUUUUCAGAUCCAUUUCAACCUGACUGAAUGUUAACAGACAGAGUCCUUGAAAUUGAGGAACUGUCUUCAUCAUCAUACGUGUAGAAAAAUAUCUGAACACUUAAGUGGUAAGUUUUCUCUAAAAAUAUAUUCAAGAUAUAUGUUUAUUCUAUUAUUGUAAAUUUCCUUAAAUAAAUAAAUAAAUAAUCCAUUA